This is a messenger RNA of Sphaeramia orbicularis (orbiculate cardinalfish), 2845 nucleotides long. It is a transcript of the gene eva1c, whose product is annotated as eva-1 homolog C (C. elegans). The coding region runs from base 444 to 1808 and encodes 454 amino acids. NCBI's taxonomy places the organism in Eukaryota, Metazoa, Chordata, Actinopteri, Kurtiformes, Apogonidae. The record is from RefSeq and is a predicted model, not a curated record. The transcript is spliced from 7 exons. Gene Ontology annotation, molecular function: carbohydrate binding.
GUAAAUCGCUUUCAGUUUCCUCAUGCAUCCAUUCACAAAUCGGUGUUCUUGAGCAGGAGGGAAAGUCGGAUUGCACGUUUCACCCCCGCGUCGGAUUAAUCAGCUCGUCUGUCACUUUGGAACAACUUGUUGCGCAGCUGCUAUUUCCAGCCUCCUCUGUGGUCCAGGGCUGCACACAGACGAGGGGAUACUUCCAUUCUGCAGCAAAUAUACACCCUGUUGUGUGUUCCUGCUCUGAUCUGGACACUAUAGUGGACUCCUGUGGGAGCUGAGGCAUGGAUAAACUGGUGCUUCUGGUGUCCAGGUCACAUACGUCGUUUUAACGCGCAGGCCAAACCUCUGAGCGUGGAUUUGGUGUUGAAAUAAAAAUGAGUUUCAGUUGAAGUCCUGUAGUCCGCAGUGAAGUUUGGAGUUUUGUUCUAAUAUGAUCGCAGUGAAGGGGGAUGCGAGUCAUGAGCUGGACGCGUCCUUUCCACGGACUGGACUGGAGCCACAGCCUCUUCUACCUGACUUUACUUCUGUGGACCAGACGCAUGAGUGGACUGGCUGACUUCUCAAAUUACCUCUCCAGAAUCAUCACCAGUCACUCUGCUCACGCGUGUGACGGACAGCCUUUACGCCUUCACUGUCCACGUCACUCCACCAUCUCCAUCCAGUCCGCUUUCUAUGGCAGCGGUGAGGCCAGGCUGUGCAGAGCAGACCCGGACCCUCCACUGAGAGACCACAACCACAGCUGUUCAGCUUUUACUGCUCUACAGAAGCUGCUGUCAGAGUGUCAGAGCCAUAGAGACUGCCAACUGCCUGUCACCCACCUGCUGUUUGGGCGAGACCCUUGCCCUGGCACCACCAAAUACCUCCAUGUGGACUACAAGUGUAAACCCACUGAACACAAAAGACAAGUGGCAUGUGACGGAGAAACCAUGGUCCUGCGCUGUAAGCCCCCCAGGGUGCUGAACAUCUACGCAGCUGUCUAUGGCAGAGGCCUGGGCCAAACUGACACCUGCCCCUCACAACUGACAAGACCACCCCCAUUUGAGUGUCUGAACCAUGAAGCCUUGCAUUUAGUGUCUAAGUCCUGCUACAGCAAACAGAAAUGUGCCGUUGCCGUCAGCAACCAAACUUUUAGGGACCCCUGCUUUCCAGGAACCAGGAAGUACCUCAGUGUCAUCUAUUCAUGUGUACCGCAGAAUUUACUAAGGGAAGCAGACCCGAGCAUAUUCAGCUCCACGUCUUCGCCUUCUGUGGAAACUGAAAAAGGUGACGUCAUUAUGCAAUUUGCUGUAGUUUCAGGUUUUCCUGUGGCAUUUUUUCUUAGAUUUUCUCCUCCUGCAGAUCUGAAGGAACCUUCUCCCAAAGGUUCACCAAAGCCAGACACCUCAGGAGCUAUGAUGAGCAACUCUCUCCUAACUUAUGCUUUCAUCAAAGAGCAUCCAGAGAUGGCAGCGUUAUUGUUCACGUCCAGCGUGUGUGUUGGUCUUCUGCUCACACUGUUGGCUCUGUCGGUCCGAGUUACCUGCCAGUGGCGCUCACCCCGAGACCACAGACUCACAUCCAGAUCUCACAGGCAGACCACCGGCUCCCAAGAGGAUGAUGAUGAUGAGGAUGAUGAUGAGGAUGAAGAAGAGGAAAGAGAAGAUGAUGAAGAGGGAACAGAGAGCUCUUUAAUCUCUGCCAUAGAGAGGAAGGCGAUCCAAGGUUGGGAGGAGGUGACUUAUGUGUGCGAGGCGGCGGAGCGGGCUGAGAGGAUCGAGCGCAGAGAAAUGAUCAUACAGGAGAUUUGGAUGAACGCUUAUCUCAACGGCAGCUAAACUGUGACCCUACGUAGGCUGCUCAGCAAAUUCAGGAUGUUUUUCAGACUUUCUACAACAUUUCCAGCCUCUGACACUGAAGAAAGUUUUGGGUUUAUUUUCAUUGUUGUGCAUUUUGAAGUUGCAGUCAUGAAGUACUAGCCAUUUUUAAAGGAUUAACACCUUUAUGUUUGAUUUGACUAGUUUAGCUAAAUGAAUACAUUCUGUGGUUAAGAGUUUUGUUUAAUCACAUUCACCACCAAAUUAAGCUACAUUUUCAGGUUGACACAUUGUUUACUGCUGCAGAAAGGGGUGUAUUCAUUGGGAACAACAGAGGUCAUGAAGCUACUUUGUGUUAUAUUAGAAAUAAGAAAAAGUUCCACGAGCAACAGUGUCAGUGAAAAUGAUAAAUGACUACUUUACCAAAGAGCAUGUCAUGUGACCUGAAUGUGAUGUGUCAUGUGACCUCAAUGGGAACGUGACCUGCCAUAAAACCUACAAAGGGACUAUGAAAUGUUUCGUAUAUAUAUCUCUAUCAUCUCUUAAUCUGACCAAUCUGGGCUUUUACGCCAAGACUAGUUUUAAUUUUAGCAACAUGAAACUUUUCUAAGAAUGUUACAAAUGUUUCGGUUUCCUUUUACAAGUAUUUAGCCACAGGCACUGUCUUGGAGUAUGUGCAGGCUGGUCCAGAGUCAGUUCAUCAGUUUCCUUCAUUACAAAUUUCACACAAUUCACCGUUUCAGUUGAAACACUUGCCAUGAACUUUACAGCUUCCCCAUCACUACUGAGACAAAAGCUGGAACAACGAUCUAGUAUGUGUCAGCUUCCUGCCUCCGAGCAGUAGCGUCUUUUAGAGGUGCGUGUGUGUGUGUGUCAGUGACACAAGACAAAGAAAGGAAAGGUGUUGCAUCCUUAUCCCUGCACUCCAGGGGAUGUUAAAAUAAGCUGAACUUUGAUUCUAAGACUGUAUUAAAAGUUGCCCCAUCCUUAUAAAAACUGUGUUAAAUAUAUGUUUUGUAUAAUCAUGGCUCACUGGAAACUUUUAAUAGUUUUUUUUA